AUGACGCUAGGCGGGAGUAUUCCGAAGAAAGAAGAGACACCAAAAUGUCGCCCCUUUUCCUAUUCCACUAAGAAGCUAACAGUGCGGCCUUGGUUUUGUCACCGGAGGUGGCCAGUAUCUGAAAAUCAGUCAUCCGAGAUUUCCUGCGAUUUCCAAUUUUAA
This is a messenger RNA of Loa loa (African eye worm), 162 nucleotides long. RefSeq lists its product as hypothetical. The transcript has a single exon. The record is from RefSeq and is a predicted model, not a curated record. The coding region runs from base 1 to 162 and encodes 53 amino acids. Lineage: Eukaryota; Metazoa; Nematoda; Chromadorea; Rhabditida; Onchocercidae.